AUGGGUUGUCGCAGAGUGGGACACAAUCACCUCUGGCCUACUAAGGGCAAGCUCAUCAUCCAGAAAUGUGAAACACGAUGCAACUUUUGCACUGGCGAGGCGCGUUUCAAGGAAUGGAACUUUGCUUGGUUCCUCCGUCGACAUGUGCGCGCAAUUCACAUCAAGAAGGGGAAAUACAGGGGUCUGAAACUGGACUCAAAAGGGGAUGAGGUGAAUCCGCGCGGUGGCCGAAGAGCACCUCGAGGCACACCCGGAGGCAAUCUCGAGCCACGUGAAUCCGAUGACCGCGAAUACAUUCCCCAGGAGGUUGGCGAUUUUGUCGAGGGACCAAUGCCAGACUUUGUUGAUCAGGAGAACGGUGACAACUACGACGAUGCCGUCCAUAACCGCACUCGCAGGGACUACGGCACGCUCAGCGACGCAUACGGAGAUCCCAACGCACAGCGGCCAAUUCUAGCGGAUGAGGAGCCCCUGGGCGGACCUCACAGUGGCAUCAUCGAGGAGUUCAGUGAAUGGAUCGACAGUAUCGACGUCUGGGAUCGCGAUACGGUGGGAGAUGAUGAGGUCGAGGUCGAAGAUGAGGACGAUGUCGAAGAUGAGGUCGAUGUCGGAGAUGAGGUCGAUGUCGGAGAUGACGCCACUUUCAUGGAAGUUGACGGAGUCAUGACCGAGCCAGUCGAGAACGCAAUCCCAGCUUCGGAGAGCGGCAGAUUCUUCAUGUCCGAUGUGUCUGCUCCCGACCCAGACCCGGAYGAGCUGGAUGAUAUGCCACUGGCCUACCGGACCGACAACUACAACUACGCCGUCAACGCUCCGACUGAUGAAAUGCACAACAACAUGAUGCAGAUGCUGCGCGGCGUGUCUGACAACAUGCAACAGUCUGGCAUGGAUGUGCACGAGUUYAUGCCAGUCCUGCAUCAGGCGCUGAAGUCGCUUCACCGGGAGCCAGACAGCAGCUUCCCUUACUGA
Messenger RNA from Ramularia collo-cygni, 969 nucleotides. RefSeq lists its product as uncharacterized. The coding region runs from base 1 to 969 and encodes 322 amino acids. The record is from RefSeq and is a predicted model, not a curated record. Lineage: Eukaryota; Fungi; Ascomycota; Dothideomycetes; Mycosphaerellales; Mycosphaerellaceae. The transcript is spliced from 2 exons.